AUGCGUAACCACUACUCAAUAAGAGUGCAUGAAGAGAAAUUAUUGCUGCAAUUCUCAUCACAAAAGGGACAAAAUGUUACCACGGUCGAAAUUCUAGACCAAAUCGUGCGAAAAGUCUUCAAAAUGGGGGUAAAAGUAUUGGAGGAUGCCACCUGUAUCGGAUUUUUCGAGGACAAAAAUGCUCGGGACAAAGUUGCCGUAAUCAAAGAAGAUGGGUGUUCGUCAGGCAAUGGACGAAACGGCGGUGAUCAGCUUCUCUCUGUUGGUGAAGGAUUCGAGACAGUGCGAUUUAUUUAA
This is a messenger RNA of Angiostrongylus costaricensis, 297 nucleotides long. NCBI's taxonomy places the organism in Eukaryota, Metazoa, Nematoda, Chromadorea, Rhabditida, Metastrongylidae. The record is from the annotation of a GenBank genome assembly.